AUGUACAUCACCGUCGGACAAGAGGAUAAACCUCUGUAUUUAGACGACAACUGCCAAGGCACCUAUUUCACACUUAAAUUGCAUAUAAAAGUCAUAUCAACAUCCUGUGAUAAUAAGAAAUACGGUCUGGAGUGUAAACAGAACUGUGGUAACUGUAGCGAUGGGGUACAGUGCAAUCACGUGAACGGGAGUUGUCCAAACGGAUGUGAUUUCGGAGCUCAAGGCAAUAAUUGCGAUGAAGAAUGUCCAAGUGGUAGAUAUGGAGAAAAUUGUGCUAUAGCGUGCUAUCCAAAUUACAGAGGUUGUAACAGAUUUAAUGGCAGGUGCGAGGUUGGUUGUUUUCCGGGAUGGAAAGGAAUAUUCUGCGAGAAAGAAUGUGACGGGCGAUUGUAUGGUGAAAACUGUACACAGCCCUGUGGCGAAUGUCGGGAUUUAGAACCUUGUCAUCACAUUAACGGUACAUGUUUGAAUGGCUGUAACAGAGGAUAUAAAGGCGGGAAAUGUACUGAAGAGUGUCUGGAAGGUUGGUUUGGUUACAACUGUGGAAAAAGAUGCAAUAUCCAAUGUGACAGUGUGACAGGCUUGUUAAUUGGACAGUCUUCAGAUUCCAGUUCUAACAGUCAGUUAUACCCAGCUCUGUACGGGACUGUGGCGGGUUUCUGUGUUAGUGUUGUUCUCAACAUAUAUCUCAUUGCUCGCUAUCUGAGAGAUAAGCAUCAACCAAAGAGUCAACAGAAGAAAAUGAAAGAGCAGUUGUCUACAGAAGGUGAUGCACGUAGUACGAUAAUUUACGAUAACAAAGAACACGCUGGCGGCUACCAAGAGCUUGGUGAAUUGGGUCAACAGUCUCAUUAUGAUCAACUUAAGUAAUAUGUUCUGAGAAAAAAAGAGUAGGGCAUCCUUCCCGUUACCUGAAAUAGUCUGAAUUUGUGAAUUUGAAUUAGUCUUAUCACAAUAAAGAAGUCAGGAUAUUUGAAUUGGGGCGAAUUAAGUGAAGAUCUUUUUGUUUGUCAAUAUGUUGAACUCAAGAAACCUAGAGUCAUGGAAAUAUCGUAAGCCAAUCGUAUCACCAUCUUAACUUCAAAUAGCCUGAAGGCUGAGUUGCUGAAUGAAGUCAACCUAAGUAGCUUCCUGUCGUAUAAUUAACUUAUCGUUCUUAAUAUAAUCAGCACAAGUAGCCCGUACAUUAUUUCUUCAUUUAACUUAUGUCAACUUUUACGUUAUAAUUAUGUGAAUUAACGUUGUAAUAUUCAAAGUUAGAGUGUGGACAAUUGCGUCAGUUAUGUAACCACAUGGUACACAUCUAGUAGCUGAGACAGUGUGAUGCAAGGAAAGUUGAUCAACCAUUUCGUAUUCAUAUUUUAUUUGACAAUGUGAAUGUUAAUAUUUUACUCUCAUUACGAUACUUUUCAUAUUUACAUUUUUUCAUAAUUUUAUUUAGAAUUUUCAAUAUGUAUGUAAAGUCUGUAAUGGACAUCGUGGCUGUUAGACUUUCUUGAAUAUAUUGUAUGAUUUGCAAAA
This is a messenger RNA of Ostrea edulis (European flat oyster), 1521 nucleotides long. RefSeq names its product multiple epidermal growth factor-like domains protein 10. The coding region runs from base 1 to 870 and encodes 289 amino acids. NCBI's taxonomy places the organism in Eukaryota, Metazoa, Mollusca, Bivalvia, Ostreida, Ostreidae. The record is from RefSeq and is a predicted model, not a curated record. Gene Ontology annotation, molecular function: scavenger receptor activity. The transcript has 7 exons.